Molecule: messenger RNA, 7500 nt
Organism: Rhipicephalus sanguineus (brown dog tick)
Lineage: Eukaryota; Metazoa; Arthropoda; Arachnida; Ixodida; Ixodidae
Exons: 4
Coding region: 181-627 (148 amino acids)
Cellular component (GO): extracellular region
Molecular function (GO): chitin binding
Source: RefSeq, a predicted model, not a curated record
GGCCUCAUAAAAGCGCGCGCUCUUCGCGGUGGCCACGCUACAUCAACAUCGUGUGCCUGAGAGAAAGCCACAGUGCCGUCCACAGGAUACCACUCGCACUGCGACGGCCCGAGGUCCGAGGACAUAGACUAUCUGCGGCCAACCGCUUAAGGGGCCACAACCACCUUCACAUAAGGAGUCAUGGCCUCCGUCUCGUGGCAAGUAGCGCUCGUAGCGGCAGUACUUACGAUCUCCAUGGCCACAACACCGGCACGCAAGCGUUCCAAGCGAGAGGCGUACGAGCUUCCAGCCGGCUCCGAGCUGUUACUGUACGCGCCACUGUCCACCAACUUCCGGUGCCCAGGGGAGGGGUACUACGCCGACAUACAGAACAACUGCCAGGUGUACCACGUCUGCCAUCAGGUGACACGUCCGGAUGGUUCGGCUGAUACACAGCAGUACACCUUCCUGUGCGGCAACCAGACCAUGUUCGACCAGCUGUCGCUCACGUGCACCUUCCCAGAGGACGCCGUGCCGUGUGCAAGCGCGCAAGACUUCUUCUAUGUUAACAACUACAUUGGCGUCGAGAACGCGCCCUUCCUCACCGACGACGACGUGCGCCGAGCGGACGCCUACAAGCAGGGAUGAUAGAGCUCCUCACUAUGCCGAUAGUAUAACGCGCACUCGCUGCAACGGAUACGCGUCAUAUAUCUUCGCUACGCUGCCUCAUGCAAGGCACGGUGCUUUUGCUCGCAAUGGCCGACAGGUCUCUUGGGCCAGACGCUGGAUCUUUCACAACUCUCUGAUAAGGCAACCAACUUCCUCGGUGGCAACACACCACCCCAGGCUUGCUUUUAAAUGAGGUCUUGCGUUCGUUCGUGAAAGGCUUGCACGCGAGUGUCCCCCGCGUCUCUAACGCCGAGCAACAUUUUCAAUUUGGUGAUGAGACGUUUUUCUUUGGCACACCUGGUCCUCGACUGUCAUAUGAGCUCUCUAAGUGGGGGUGCGACUUUGGACGCCCUGGUCACAAGUAUAGAGCCAAGUAUUGUCCUCCAAAUGGCAUGUUGGGCUAGUUUGUGCUAGUUCACUUUUGAAGAAAAACAGCUCACAAAAAGACGUACACAAAAAAAGAGAGGGAACAGACACAGCGCGUCUUUCUGUGCGCUGUUUUUCUUCAAAAAUGAAUAUUUGUCCUCCCUUCCUACCCUUUUAUGACUUCGUUAUUUCCCAUGUGCUCUACUUCUCUAAGCUCUUCACUGUGUUCGGUGAAACGCAUUCGCUUCGUUCACAUUCAAGGCGUGCAAGUCGUUCCCGACAGCUUCCAGUUCGUACAAUAGGGUUGAAGGGUGGGCUAGUUGGUGAUUGGUCAUUAUACCGUACGGUGAAGUAGCGCAAUUUUGACAAGGACAAAGGGGACAAGAAAGACACGACACUCGCUACGUAGCGAGUGUCGUGUCUUUCUUGUCACUGUGUCCUCGUCAAAAGUGCGCUACUUCACCAUACGGUAUAAUGGUCCUGUUCGUACGUCUCCCUGAGUGACAAGGGUAUAGGAAAGAUUGCCUGAGUGUCUCCGACAUGCAUUCCUUCUCCGCUAGUAGAAGACCAAUAUGCUAGGCACGCAAUGCGGCCAUUUGCAAUAUUCUUUUCGCUUGCAUAUGGAAUGACCUCCAAGCUUGGGUGCAGGCCGGCCAAGAUGUCACAGACAAAGGCAAAAAGUGAGGUGUGCGACGUAUUCCAGAUUAAGUUCGAACAAUGCAUUUUUUGGGCACAAUGUCGCAGGUCUGGCUCAGUACUCCACUUCCCUUGCUAAAGCUCUAGCCAGCAUAUUUCUACCUGCGUAACUAAUCCGCCUCUUUCAUUUUCCUGUGCUGCCCUCUGGCGUUUGGGUAGGGGCUUGGCAGGGGCCGGGACAACCGGUAUUGCCAGAAGCAAAGCCUCCGAGAUGAAGAGACGUUUCGCGACUUUUCCGCUAGGGGAAAGCGCAGGCGCCGGGCCGUCUUGAAAAAAGUGGAUUUUGGCUCUUAUACGCUUUCUACUUCACAGGGUUCCUACUUUCGUCUUUGCGUUACGUUGCAACUGCUUCUUUGCUUUACUCGAGGCUGUCAUGAAUUUCCUAGCUGCUAACCAAAAAUAUCAGAUGGCUAUAACUCGUCUUCGCUCGUUUAGAAUUUAGAUACCUCUUCUGCCGGAAAGAUAACAGAAUAAGAGCGAUCAGGGAUUCCAAUCAUAAACAUAUCUCUACCUGACAUCCUCUGUACCUUUUCCAUUUAUUUAACAUGUCGUAGUGCGCUUGCCCAAAGAUAGAAUCGUAUACCCAUCCUUACGUUCAUUCUUCGUUUGUUUUGCUUGUUGCUUUUGCCUUUUUUUCUUCUUCUUCUUACCUGAUGUCUGUUUGUGCUCGCUUCCAACAAACGCUAUUUUGUUUCCUGACUGCCAUCCACGUUCACAUUCAUUCCAAAGUAAAGUAAAUUAAAACAUACUGCGCUGAAAACCGCUUACCCAAAAUAUAGGCUACAUGUUCAGCCUAAAUUCCACGUCCACGUCCACGUCCACGUCUUCGAUGAAGAGCGUAUGAUUGAUGCCGGGUAGAAGGCGCACAAUGUAAGCAUCCACUUAUUACCACCUCUAAAAAGGAUCUCUUGUUAAUUUAUUGAAUUAGAUGUGGUGACACCUGAGAAGAAAUUCAUCAGCUGCUUGUUAUACGAAGACCAUUAGAUACACUUGAUGAGGUUUCCAACUUUUUUUUCACGAAGUUAUAGAAUGCUUCCAAAUUUGACUAUAUGUUAACACCAUGCAUCCUGUGCCAAAUAUUUUUCUUUAUUUCUUGGCAGCUCUUACCUACCUCAGACAUUCCUUUUUCUUUUUUUGAGGAACUGCUUUCAUCUCUCUCUUCGUACUCCCUUGUGUUACCGAAUAUGCAACGGUGCAUUCUGUAUUUCUCCUUUCUUUGCAACAACCCUAAAUCCCAUUUCUCUGCCCCAUUUUUUCACUAUUUUGCAACACGGUUAUAUCAAACUUUGUAAACGCAUUUCCUAUAAAAAAUUUGACAUGGCUGCUUUGUUCCUUUCCUCCAAUAUCCUGAACUGUUUCAUGGUCUACAUAGUAUAUGCUGAAGGAGGUUUUUCUUUUUUGCCACCCGUGUCGUCUCCGUGUUCCUUUCUUUCGUGGUGUAUUAAUUUGUGGCAAAUAUCCUGUCCUCCGAUACCCUCUUUGCUUUUUUACUAAUUAUUCCAGUCUUCAUCACCCAUAUAUGUCACAAAUGUUUUCACCUAUUGAAGCUGCUAAUUUAUGCCUCAUUUCCCUGUCACAUAACAGACAUUUUCACAAUAUUUCGCUCCAGCGCUUUUUGUUGUUGUCGCAUAUGGUCCCCCUUUAUUAGCUGCUGGUCAGCAAAAAGAAUUCCAACACGCUGUAUUCAUUCUUGCCUUGUUUUGCAAAGCUGCACCACUUGUGUCUUCGUCUACAAUUAUUCUGUGUUCUCGAAAGCAUGGUGAGCAGCACGAAGUAUUUGCAUUAAGAAAAGUUCAAUUUCAAAACCGGGCGUACUAGAAGUUCUGUCCUCUUUUCUGAAGCUACGCAUUUAUCGUGCUUGAACGUAAACAUUCGUCCUUGAACGUAUCACGAUACACAUUGUUGUUCCGUUUACCAUAGCUUUGCUUCCUCCAGGCGAGCUACUAGAACACCGCCCCACCCCUCGCCGGCUUCUAAGGCAGUGAAGGCACUCUUAUGCUUCUUCAAGACGACCGGCUUGUGCGAACGAACGCCUCUUACUUGUGGUGCUGUCCCGCAAGCUACAGUGAAUUCACUGCCUUUUUCUUCCCCUUCCCUAAUCCCCCAGUGUAGGGUAGCCAACCGGAAUCCAUUCUGGCUAACCUCCCUGCCUUAGUGUUUCCUUUCCUUCCUGCAAAAUGGUAGACGCAACACAAUUCACCUCAAGUUCGAGGAUUACGUUGAUGGUAAUGUUAGUAAUGGCAUUUGAUUAGUGGGCAUGAUUUAAGCUUAGACCGGUUCUAGUUCCACAGGUACACGGAAUGGCUUAACGGAAUGAGGCGGUCAGCAAGACCUUUGGCUGAAUAUUCACUUUUUAAGUGUAUGUCACACAUUUAGGAAUGUUUUCCAGAGACAUCAAUUAUUUUCUUCAAGAAAGACUUCAUUUUUUCCCUCUUCAUUGACGUCAGUGCGUUUUUACUUUGCCUCGUCCCAUUCGAAACGCAAUAUAUUAAGCUAUAUGACGACGGACGCUUAACAAGAGAACACGACAGCCUAUACCUCACUCGUAUUUUUGAAUUGCCACUGAGGUGAUCAUUAUUUUUGUACAUGUACUUAAUUAAAGUUUUCUUCAAACGUUUAUGAAAAAAAAUAUAUAUAUAGCGCUGCUGAGUAGCCUACUGUCAUAGGAACUGCAAAAUGCAAUGCCGUUGGCAUGUGUUAGAUGUAUUCGAGUGACUUUUUUUGCAUGUGUGUGAUAUCGGAACACUUGUAAAGUCACUUGUACGUGACGCCACACGCGCCAUAUUGCAGCGGAAGCAUUACAUUGCGCUGUUCUUGCAAAACUGGAAUUAAUCCGAUCGAAACGAAUUUUAGGCGAUCGAAAAUAUCCAGCUUCUUGGAGAGUGACUGACAUUCUAAUAUUUGGUAAAAACAUUGGAGGUUCCAAGGAACAAGAGGUUAUAGACUUCAGAAGAAAGGAAAAAAGAAAAAGAAACUUAUAUAGACCAAUUCAAAUGUACUCUAUAUUUUAGACCUCAAAAAAAUUAUAGACUACGCUUUCGUUAAAGAUAGUAUCUCCCAAAAAGUAUGCAUCUUUUAUUUGAGUGUGUUCUGCAUGGUCCCUAAUACUUCAUCCCAGAAUUUACGCGUCCACGCACAUUUUUUUAGCAACCUUGGCAACCGCUGCUGCUCCCUGUACUGCCGAAAAGCAGCCUCCAUUUCGCCACACACUUUGCUGUCGCAUCACGACGCCACAAUGGCUUACAUUAUUAUUUUGUAGUAUUGUUUUGUAGACGCUUACCUGAAACCAACUACUUCCCCUCCUGCCGUUCUUCGGGUGAAAUAUUUGCAUAGCUGGCGCCUGAUUGAUUUUCUCAAAGUUGAGAUAGCUGACUAGAGCCUUUACGGUACGUGUUCACUAUCUUACAAUGAACCGAGAAAGAGCCGAUAAGCCUGAAAGUCUCGAGGAAAAAAAAACAUCAUUUCGGAAUUGAUAGGUUGGCAAGAAAGCUUAAAGAGAUUAAGGAUUGUUCCUCUCGCCCAACUAAGGGAACCUAACGUAAACGGAGCUUUUAAUUCAGCUUUGUUAGUGAAAAUUUUUGCCGCUCACGAACUCACCUUGCUCAAUUGACAUUAAAUAACACUGUCACAGCCAGUGCCAUCGCGUCCACUUGCUUCAAAUCAUGAGUUCCCUCUUAGCGCUCAGCUAUACACACGUCGAGUGGCCAUAUAUAUUCCCCCCUCCGAGCGAUUGCCAUUCACAGAAACUGCCGUCCGCAUGCAACCAGACCGGAGCUUCUAUAAUGCAACAAUAAUCUUGCACAACAUAUUACACAAUUUGAUUAACCAAUCAGAAAUUUUGAAGUUGUCGGCAAAGAUUUUCCGACAACUCGGCCUGAAUUUUGCCAUUGCAGCUUGCAUCACAAAAUAAGGAAAUAGGAAGCUGGUCAGUAAGGAUUUUCUUGUGUAGCCCACUUCGGCAUUGCGAUUUAGUAUGCGAAUGAAUUCUGCGUGUUGUAAGCAUACAUUUUUUUCUAAUGAAACAAGUCAGCGUGUGUCACAGGACGUUGAGGUAACGUUCUUUUUAAAGUUAUCUUUGCACACCGCAGAAUUUAUGUAUCAGUUUACGAAAUAUAUAUUGGUACUUUUUAGAAUGGUAAAUUCUCUCUGCGGAGCCUCAACAGUCCUCAUAACAAAGGGAAACUUAAGUAGUAAAGCUUUCUUGCAGAACAGUUGGUUCAUGUUGAACUUGUAGAGUGCUGCGCAGUCACAAAAGAAAAGGACAGACAGGACAGAGCGCAGACUGCCUAAUGUUUGGCUUGUGUUAUUGUCUAUUGUCUAUUGGUUGGUUGUUUGGUGAAACCUUAAUAAGUGCCCGGCUUUUUUUUUUUUUUUUUCAUUCAAUGAACAGUUCGUAAUCCGCGCUCUUCCUUGCCUCUCUCGCUAUCUAAAUUUGUUCAUUGAGUUGUUACUUCUCAUUGAGUAACGCAGAUGCCUGUCAUCAAAUUGGCGUUCAGUAUUUUGAGUGAUACUUUCUUUCAUUAAAAAGACGUUUGCCUUUACCGUAGAGGAGCGUGGUAAUGAUGGCAAACAGUAAUGGUGUUAAUCUUAGUUUUUGUUGGCUACAGGAGCGAUACGGUAAUACACAGAAGGGGCCGGAGUUGUCUCUGUUAUUACAACGUGGCGUCAUUAACAGCGUGUGUCACUGCUGUAUCAUGCAUUGUAUCCGCAUGAUACCGCAACCACACGCGCAUGGUUGCGAAAAGUUGAUUUCAUAACUGGCUUUGUGCGAGCGUACGCAGAGCAACUGCUUAUUUCCACGUUGCUUUCGAAGCUUCGCCGCACCACUCGUAACAUUAUAUUACCAUCGCUUCAUCGAGGUUGCCAGGAAUUAAAUGUUUCCAAGGGGUACCUCGAAAUUUGUGUGGAAUACGCAAAACAGAAAACGUUCGCGCUGCGCUGAAAGAUGUUACAUUCUUCAUUUAGUAAUAUGUUCAUAAUGUGUUGUCAUUGAUAUUUAAGGUGCUUUAUGAUAACGCUGAGAGGGAUCUCUAGCUCUUUUCCUUAACUUUCAGAUGCAUGUGAAAUUCUAAAGUGAUCUGUUUCCCUUUUCGAUACUGAAUUGGUUUGACUGCAAUUUGUUGCAAUAAAAAAUUUAAUAAUCUACCACCUGCUAGGAAAUAAUUUUUUACAUCAUUGACAUUCUACUCACCUCGGAACAGCGUGAUUAAACAGCGCAACAAAUUUCUUUUAAAUCAGUUCAGUGAUUAUCUAGUGUAAGCUUGUUCGAGUUACAUAUGCAUUUUUAUAAGGAAAUCCGACUUCGGUUUGAGCUAAAGGUUCCUCCUAAGAAGCUAUCAAAUUGUUACUGUUAUGCGUGCUAGCUUGUUUCCUCAUGCGAGGCCCCUGCCUUCGUUUUUCAUGUUAUCUUCUUAGUGUUGCCCGUUAUAAUAUUGUGUUUAUGGAGAUCGCCGACAAACGUGAAACUACCCAGCUCAAUGUUUACAUCUAAUUCUCAUUGCAACGACAAAACGGCAUUUGGCUCUUGUGUUUGUAGGAUCUGGAAAAUAUAUCAUUGAUUGUCUUCAUUGGCUCUGUUGUAUUUCGUUUUGCUGUAGACGUUCUACGAACUGGAAUUACAUCCUGUGAUUGACUGAGAUAUCAACGUGCAAAUAAAAGUUGCGUCAGGCGGUACACAAAGAUUUUAAUAUUAUACAGAUCGAAUGUGCGUCACUUCACGGGAGCGGUACAACGCUCCGUGUUGUUACAUCCUCUGCUAAUCAAAAAUAAAAUGAAUAAAACACUGUCCUC